AUGCUGUUCCUGGCGCUGUUUGUCAGUCUGCCCCUGGCUGCAGUCGGCUCGCCCCGGCUGCUCCGGCACGAGAUCUCGGCGGACGGGCAGAGUCGCGCCCUGCAGCCUCCGCUGGAGACAAUUCAGCUCCACCAGCUGCCCGCAGUGCGUGGCUGCUCGGAUUGCUGCAACGAUGGGCAUGACUUUGUGCCCUGCGCAGACGUAGAGCUUUGUGCCAAAGCGUGGAAGAAGCAGAGCGGCCGCUUUGCCCUGGUCUUCUCCUACGUCGGGAAGAUGCCUGCGACUGCUUUGCCCUUCCUGCGCUCUGCAAAAGCCGCUGCGGACCUGGCAGAGGCGGAUUUGCUGCUUCUGCUGCCCGAGGCGGACGCUGCAGACGUUCAUCCGGACAUGCGCCGCAGCUUGCGGGACGCAGGUGUUGAGACGCGCCUGGUGAACUGGACGCUGCCGCCGAAGAUGAAGUUCACCAGGAAAGAGAACUGGUGCGGGCAAAAGGAUCUCAUCCGCCUCCACGCGCUAGGCCUUGACAGCUAUGACGCCGUGGCCUACUUCGACAAUGACAUCGAAUUCCAGGGCGACAUCAGACCACUGCUGCAGUGCGCCGCAGCAGGCCACUUCCUGACCACCAACGGGGGCAUUGGGGAGGCACUCAACGUGGGCUUUUUCGCUGCGAAGCCGCGGAAGGAACUGCUUCAGGCCGCAGAAGACUUCGCAUCAGAGGCCUCCUACUCCCAAGAGAGCGGCUGGGCCCGGGAGGGCUGGAAGCCCUGCGGCGGGUAUUACGUGGGCGGCGAGUGCGGACAGGGCUUCUUCCACACGGUGUUCUACAAGCGCCAGGCGGCUCUGAAGGAGCGUUUGCUCAAGGUGGGCGAGAAGUUCACUGCGCUGCAGGUGGACAAGUGCGUCUGGAAUUACCAGACGAGCUUUCAGUGCAAGGCGGACUUCGACUGCGCCCGAGUCCGUGUACACCACAAGCCUAUGAAGCCUGGAUCGGACCCCCACGAAUGCCUGAAGCGCCAGUACAGCAGCCUUAGAACCCAGAACCAGUCACUGUUGCAUUCCGGCGUGAAGCCAGUGAAGCAGCGCUUUGGCUUCUACUUCCCCGUGCAUGACCAGAUCGAGGGGGUGGUGGAGGUUUUGAAGUCUGCCAGGCGAUUCUACCCGGAAGCGCCGAUUUAUGUGCUGCAAGAUGGCGGAUCCAUGGACUUUGGGCCCUUGUGCCGGAUGGCUCGGUUCAACUGCACCUUCCAGCGCGCCAGCGGGGAGAACAGCCGCUGGAAUCCCCACAGCUGGUUCGCGCGCAUGCGGGCGGCGACUCUUGCGCUGGGCACGGAGUAUGUGAUCUACCUGGAGCCAGACGUAAAGAUCACAAGAAGGCAUACCAUCGAUCCUAAGCACGACGCUGGCGGAGUCUUUGACAAUUUCAACCCAGCCAUGAGCGCGGAGACGAAGGCGUACCUUGAGCGCUUAGGCCGCGAGAGGCAGCCCUGCUUCAACGUGUCUUGGGUUCACUUCGGUCUCUGCGGCGGGUCUUACUACCGCGCCGCGGCGGUGUUGGAUGCCUUCGAGGCCGCCCAGGUGCUGCGCAUCGACUGGCGCGGGCUCCGCGCCAAGGAAGGUGUGGACAAGGCGGUCAGCAGCGACUUCGCCAUGCUGGUGGCCCUCUCGGCACGGGGUUACACUGUCUAUCCCUGGGAGGAGGCGGCGCAGCACUUUCAGGAUGCGCCCACGGAAGUAGCAAAGCUCAAGGAGUUUCGGAAGAAAUGGCCGGGCUGCAAUGAGAGCGCAGCCUUCCAGCACAACCACAAGGAGCUGUACCACGCUCCGAUGGAGGAUGACGAGAGGGCGGCCGUCCAACACUUCGUGGAUAAUGCUCCUGACACUACCUGUCAUGGCUGCGUGUGGUACGAGGAUGGCACGCCGAACACCCUGGCAUUCAUCCCCAGCGAGCCGCCGGAGGUAGAAGGCGAGCUCAGCUUCAGCUACGUCGGAGCGCUGCUGACGUCCUCUCCCUGCACUGCGCAUCAGAGAAGCGAGCAGGCCGACUCCCUGAUCGACCAUCCGGAUUACAUCCUGAAUGCGGGCAGCAACGGGUUGCCCUUGGCUGAGCAUCAGCCUUCCUGGCUGGUGAAGCAGGAUGUCCUGGUGGUGGAUGCCCGACGGCAGGAGAAAGGGGGCAUGCUGAUCGUGCAGCCGGUCUUCAUGGAAGCAGGACCCUUAUGGGGUCGAGAAGAUGUGGCAAGCCGGCCCCGCUGGCUGCGCGCCAUUUUGGCCACCAACCGAUUCCAUGCGCGGCAGCAUGGCCAUGCCAUGGUGAUUAGGUGGCUGCCCAGCAAGCCUCAGCUCCUGCAGUGGCAGCAAGAUCAGUGCGGCCAGCUCUCCGUGCAGGAGUGCACGAAGAAGAACGAGCGCGAGAACUUCAACUGGGAGAAGCACAAAUUGCUGGAGGAGUAUCUCCAAAGCUCUCAGAACUUCAGCCACGUGAUGAUGCUGGACGCCGACGCGGCGCUGGUCCGGGACCACGACGUCUUGGGGAAGAUGGCGGCCGAGCUCCGAGCUCAGCGCCGAGAUGUGUUCCUCACCAACGAAGAUUGGCUUCUUCAUGGUGAGAAGAGGAUCAAUGGUGGCGUCAUUCUGGCCAAAAACAGCCAAUGGUCCAAGGACCUCUUCCGCGACACCUUCGAGGCGCACCAACAGGGGCCGAAAGGUCUGCAGGCGUGGCGCAUUGGCAUCCAGGACCACCAGUGCAGCAGCAACGAGCAAAUCUGUCUGAACGACGCCCUCGGCGCUCGGAACAUGUCCGCUCGCGUGCUCCUUGCGAGUGGUAUCUCCUACAACCGGGGCGGCUGCACCUUGAAGCAUUGCGGGGAGCCUGUGAGUGACGAGUCCAUGCAGGAGAAGGGCCUCCAGGACGAGCGCCUCGAGGUGUUGCACUUCAUGGGUGAUCACACCAUGGCGGACAAGGUCCUGUGCGAUGGCCCGAAAGACCUGACCGGCGACGGCCCCAAGGGCUACGGCUGCAGCGUCUCCGGCUCCUUGCUGGACUCGCCCCUCUCGGUGGGUCAGCUGCGAGAGCCUGCCUACGACGCCGAGCUUCCGGGGCCGCCGGUGCUGCAUCGCAUCAAUCGCCUGUGGCGGAAGGCCACCAAAGCCUUUGAGUCCACGCAAGAAGCGAAGGCGCGGGAGAUGGCGGAAGCCCUGCAGGAGCAGCAAAGGCAGUUCCAGAUGCGAGCCGCGCAGGUAGAGCAGGGCCAGCAGAGGCAGCUGGAGCAGCGUGACGAGCAGAUUGCUGCGCUGCAGAGGGAACUCGAGGCCCUCCGCAGCGAAGUUGAGCAGAAGGAGGGCGCGAAGGCCACCCUGAGUGAGGAGAUCAAGGCUCUCAAGGAGCAGGCCAGCGGAUCUUCGGAGCAGUCCGAGCUUCUGGCGGCCAAACUGGAGCAGAUGGAGGCGGCUCAGAGGCGGCUGGACUACGAGCGCAGCGCCGAGCGUGAGGAGCUGGUGCGCACGCGGGACGAGGCUGUGUCUCGAGUCGACGGCCUGCAGAGGUCCUUAGACGAAGCCCUGGAACGAGGAGACGAACUGGAAAAGCGAUGCUUUGAGCGAGCAGAGAAGCUAGAAAAGAUGAGGACGAUGAUGGAUGAACAAGAGCUGGAGAUGAGCCAAAAGAUCGAGCGCGUGCAGCAGUACGUGAAGGAGCGUCAGGCCAAUGCGUCUGCGGCGGAGAAGAAACAGCAGGAUGCAGAGAGGAUGGCAGAGCGGUGGCAGAACGAGGUCCGUCGAUGUCAGGCAGAGAAGGAGCGCCUCAACGGGCUGCUGCUGGAGAUGGAAGGCCGGCAGAGCGGGCAGGCGCAGCAGCUCAGCGGCGCCUUCGAGCGGCACAAGCGCGAGGUGAACGCCUUGGAGGAAGCGCUCAAGAGGCAAGAGUGCCAAAUGAAGGAAGAGAACAGCGAGCUGCUGUCCAAACGGGAGGAGGAGUUCUUGGCUAAGGUAGCUCUCGAGAAGCAACGGGAGAAGGAGCGCUCAAUUGCUCUUCUGAAGAAAAAGGAGCAAGAGGUCCACAUCAAGGACCAGCAGCUCCGGGCUGCAAGGCAGCGCAUUCAGGAUGCAGACCCUCAAGCCAACGUGCAGCUGCGGUGCGCGGCCUGCGCCAUGCCUGAACACUGCAUUGCGUUUGAUUCCGCUCUAGUGCUGCCGCAGGGCAAGCGGGGACCCAAAGCAGGCAGCUGCGUUCCGAUGACUUCGCAAAACAUCAUCAUCAGGGUAGCAUCGCUACCUUUGCAGUUCACCCACGGGAAGCUCGCGGAGUUCGGGUCAAGGCCGGCGGUGAAGGAACACAAGCUAGCGCCCUCCAUUCGCAUAGCGCAGUCCCAAGACCUCUUCGAAUCGCCCACUUGCUUGAACACCCGGUACUCCUUCUCCCCUGUUUUCAAAGAGCGCGCAGCUUGGGAUGGCUGCCCCGUCAGCUGCGGCUGCUUUGGCAAUCUCCCCCACGCGGCAGGCACUGGCGAUGUGGGCUCUUUCGCUGCCGCCUUGGCCCCUGCCUUAGCUUUUGCCUUUGGCCGGGAUGCACCGCCCUUGGGCUUGGGCUUCGAAACCUUUUCUGCUGUGAAGCAGUCUUGCACCUUGACGGCGAGCCUCAGGAAUGCGCAUCUCAGCUGGCGUGCUCGGCUGAAGCCAGAGUGGGUCGCGGUCCACCCGGCAAACCGGGACGGCUCCGGGGUGAGCCCAAGUUGCGUCCACCAGCUGGCUUCUGACAUCUCGGAGUGCGGCUGGGACUGGGCCCAGAUCCGGGCUUUGUGCGUGGAGCUCUCCCACGAGGAGAUUCCCUUGGUGGUGAAGUUCAACCAAGAGCUUGAUGCCCACGUCGAUGACACGAUGAAGCUGGCGCCCAUCAUCAAAGAAACCAUUCGGUACGGAUCUUUGAGUGCCUCGCACACCAACUGUGCGCUGAGGUUGUUUGCUGCCUCCUGCCUGCACGACGGCAACCCAGAUCUUCUCGUAAAGGGCAAGCUUUCCCUUCACCAGCUCAGGGACAAGGACGCUGCAUACGCUGACGCCGCCGAGAACGGCUUGACAUGGUCCAUAAUCAGCUCCACUGUCAUCACGCGCUACCCCGCCUUAUGCGGCUUGUUGCAACAGGCCAUGAACACCGGAGCGCAACUGCAGCGCCAAGAGGGCGAACUGCAGAUAUGCCUCCGCCUUUUGGGAGCCUGGCAGCAGGAGGCCAAGUCCAAGCCAGACACGCAAGUCCAAUUCAAGGAGAUCCGGAGCAAGGUCCUGCGCACCAAGCCCUCUUGCAGCAAUGCUGCGCCAUUCAUGUAUACCUUCAUCCUCAGGUAUGGAGGAGGGGCUGAUGGCCAGUGGAUUCGUGAGAGCGAGCAGUUUGUGAAAAGGGCUGGCGGUUCGCAGAGGCAGCUGGGCCCGGACCGCUGGGACAACUUGAGUUUGCCUGGCAAAGGUGGGGAGCAUUUGCUUCGCCUUCGCCACGCUGCCCUGCGUGUGUCUUACAUUGAGGAGAAGCCGUUGUCAGUCAGUGACCUUAGGAGACUGCUGAGAUCGAACGAUGCAGCUGCAGCAGAACAGCUGAUGCAAGACGUUCGGGAGCUCGGUCGCAUCACCCUGGCCUCCGACUUGCAUCAGGAGGUGCUUCUCUUUGAGCAUCAGAUCGUCACACAGUUGCUGGACAGGAAAGGGCGCCUGCCCAGCAUGGAGCACGCCGCCCAGGCCUUCAUCGUGAAAGUGCAGGAGAGAGGCGGCCCCUUGCUGACUGAGAAGUGGAGUGCCUUCACCAUGGAGAAGCCUGCUGUGGCAGGGCUGAUGCUGACGUACGACCGGCACAGAGAGCUUGCCGAAUGCGAGGCCAUUGUCAACGAGCUAGGGUUCAAUGCCGGGGACGCUGUCAUGCGGCGCGCGGAUAAAGUCGCGGCGACCAUUUCCGGAUUCACGCAGUCGCACGUGAUUCUGCGCAUCGAAUCCGGUCUCAUUGCGGGGACGGCUAAAGUCUUGGCCAAAUCCUUCUCCAAGAAGGAAUGGACCCACUGUGCUGCGAAGAAGGAGGUGGAGGAGGUGCAGGAGCACUGGCAGCACCGGAUUGGCAGCCAUGUGGAGUUUGGAGUGCUGUAUCUCAAGGGCAAGAUCACUGCUGCGUUGCUGCAGGAAGAGCUCAAGCACUUGGACACCUUGCAGCACUUGACCAUCCAGACUAAACCGUUCAAAAAUGUGGUUGUGACCAAGAACUUUGCAACCAACAAGCUGGUCCUGGUGCCCAUGACCACCCGCAUCAGCACCCAGUUGCAGAAGUCGGGCGCACAGCUUCUGGGAGAGCUCAUGGCUGGCCCAGAAGGCGGCCUUUCGUUUUGGUUGGUGCCGUGCUUUGCGGCGCCAAAGCCUCACCCAGAGGGCUCCAAGGGCAUGAUCGCGCCCUUCUGGCUGGUCCAGACAACUGAGCAACCAGACGAGGCCAACAUGGAGGUGACUCCGGACCUGGGCUCCCACAACGAAUCCGACAAGCUGAUCCACCAGGUCACCAUCAAGGUGCCCGUGAUGAAGAACACGCGCCCGAUCAAAGCUGGUGAGCAGCUUAGGGUGUUUCGUGUCAAGGAAACUAAGGUUCCUGAUUUGGAGGACAUAGUUUCGGCUGCGCCAGCAAAGCGUCGCCGUGUGAAAUCGGCUGACUAG
Molecule: messenger RNA, 6675 nt
Organism: Effrenium voratum
Lineage: Eukaryota; Dinophyceae; Suessiales; Symbiodiniaceae
Source: the annotation of a GenBank genome assembly